UAAGGUUGGUAGUAUAGUGUUAUGUAGUUUGAAAACUAUUCACCUGUAUUACAAAUUUGUGAAUUUAUAUUUUAAAUGGGUAAUAAUUGACCGUUUUAUUGCUAUUUUCACUGUUUACUGUUCUACUUAAAUCUAUCAUAAUGCAUUUUGUGCAGAAAUAUAUAGAGAAAUUGCCUCUAAACAAAGCAAAUACGAAACAACCUACCGGCAAUAAACCAAACAUAUUGCUUUACUGUAAUUAUUAUAGUUUUUAUUCUCAGAAGGUUCUUAUGGCGCUUUAUGAAAAAAAUAUAAGCUUUGAACCAUAUAUCGUGGAUAUCACUAGAGGAGAACAGUAUUCAUCUUGGUUCCUUGAAAUAAAUCCUCGAGGAGAAAUCCCUGUGCUUAAAGUAAACGAUGAAAUAAUACCAGAUUCUACAAGAAUUUUGGAUUAUUUAGAGAAGUACUUAGAUCCUGAACUGCCUCCACUUAUCAAUGUGUCUACAGAUGACAAGGUAAUAAAGAAUAUAAAUAAAUUUAGAGAUCUUGUUGAAGCUCUACCAGCUGGAGUAAUAACUGUUGGUUCAUUUUUCCAUCCUCAUUUAUCUGGAAGACCCAAGUUUCCAUUUGUUUUGCCUGUGAGAGAAUUACUGAAACAUGGAGACAUGGGAAGUUCCCAAAAUUUAAGGAAGUUGGCUGAAGAGAAUCCUAAAGCCAAAGCUAUUCUGUUGUAUAAAGCUGAGAUACAAGAUAGGAAACACGAAAUAUUAGCAAAUGAAGAAGAAUACUUUAAAAUAUUGAAUGUUGUUGAUGAAGUACUAUCAAGAAUAGAAGAAGAAUUGAGGAACCAAACUGAAGGUAACUGGUUGUGCUGUGAAAACUUCAGCAUAGCUGAUAUUACCCUGGCUAUACUAUUACAAAGACUUUGGGAGCUCGGUCUAGAAAACAGAUAUUGGGCAGGUGGAAAACGGCCUUUGUUAGAGAAGUACUUCAACCAUGUCAAACAAAGAGAAUCUUUUAAACAAACUAUCCCUAACCUUCCUGUCCAUAUUAAAAUGAUUCUCUUUUCGCAACCAUCUGCUUACUUAGGUGUUGCAGGAGCUGCUUCUAUUGGUAUAGUUAUUGCUGCAGUGUAUAUCAUACGAAAAUUUGUUCAUUAAAAUUCUCUUAUUAAUGUUCUUAGCAAUUUGUAAUAAGUUUAGUUAUUUCAAACAUUAUUAUCGACCUUUAUCGACAUUAUUAUCGACUUUUAGUUGUUGUAGUAAAAAGUUUUAAUUUGCCUACUAACAUUAUAUAAAUUGUAAAAAAUAACAAACAGUAUUACAAAGGAUUUGAAAACUUUAUUCAUGUUAAGUAUUUUUAAAUAUACAUAAUAGAAUAAAUAAAAGCUUUCAAAAUA
Plodia interpunctella (Indianmeal moth) is the source of this 1378-nucleotide messenger RNA. RefSeq names its product Gdap1 (gene Gdap1). Bases 141 to 1139 code for a protein of 332 amino acids. The record is from RefSeq and is a predicted model, not a curated record. The transcript is spliced from 5 exons. Gene Ontology annotation, biological process: mitochondrial fission; mitochondrial fusion. Lineage: Eukaryota; Metazoa; Arthropoda; Insecta; Lepidoptera; Pyralidae. Gene Ontology annotation, cellular component: mitochondrial outer membrane.